Anarrhichthys ocellatus (wolf-eel) is the source of this 1852-nucleotide messenger RNA. It is a transcript of the gene c25h12orf75, whose product is annotated as chromosome 25 C12orf75 homolog. The record is from RefSeq and is a predicted model, not a curated record. The transcript is spliced from 4 exons. Lineage: Eukaryota; Metazoa; Chordata; Actinopteri; Perciformes; Anarhichadidae. The coding region runs from base 215 to 409 and encodes 64 amino acids.
CACUGCUUUGCUGAGAGGAUAGACGCAAGGCUGGACAGAGGGGAGGGGGGUAAACGACCAAAGGAGAUCCCUGUGUCACAGUGAAAGACAUUUCUUUCCCCAGUUCUCUCCCAACGUGUUUCGAGUCUCCCUUCUUUCCUCCUCCUCCUCCUCUUCCUCCUUCAUCUUCUUCAGCGUCUCCGUUCUGCUUGGACGGUGGCCGUAUCGAUGAAAAAUGGGUUGUGGCAAUUCCUCAGCCACCAACACCUCAGGAGGGCCAGCAGAUGUCUCCAAAGAUGUGACAGAAGAACCCUCGCCAGACGAUGAGAAAAGAAGGAACUAUGGUGGCGUAUACGUAGGUCUACCAGCAGACCUGACUGCUGUGGCUGCCAGUCAGUCCAAGUCCACAUGUAAAGGUAAACGCCUGUGACGCUGUAAUGUGCAUUUCACUCUCUGGAUAAUUGAAGAGCAUCUUGUAUUGAAGCAGCUAAGGGCGUAGAGAGAAAUAAUCCCAAGUGGCUGAGCUGCGACUCCAGGAAACCAUGUGCCUGCGUGCCUACAGCAUUUUGGGUUUUAUUUGACCUUUACUUUUAGUGAAUCCUAAUAAGAAGCAUUCCCUUUCCUGUAACAGUUUGGGUACUCACAGCUGUGAGGAUGAAUGUGGUUCACAACAUUUGUUUCGACCAUGGCAGUACAAGUAUAAUAAACAAUCUGUUAUUUCCCUAUUGUAUGUUUUCUUCAGGCUGUUCUUAUACACUGUUUGUAAUGCACUGUAAUCUGUACAACCUAUGUAUUCAAUUCGUAUACAAUGCAUGCAAUCGUAAGCCAGGACAGGUGAUCUAGUAUGAACAGGACUUUUAUCAAGGAGGCCGCUGUUCGUGUCCUGAGUGAAAACCGGAAUUUAAUGUUGACUUAUAUAUCAUGUAACUUCCGUACUUAAUUAAUGCCACAACAAACUGAAUACCCUCAUAAUUCCCUUUUAAAGCGUGUAGGAGAAAUACGGCGGCUUCUCCAGAGCCGUUGUUUGGUUUGUCCGUUCUGGGCUACUGUAGAAACAUGACGGUGCAACCUGGAGGACUCCAGAGGACCCGCUCCCUUUGUAGACUGGAAGGGCUUAUUCUAGGUAGCAAAAUGAUUAUACACUAAUAAAAACAUAGUUAUGAAUAUUAUGAUCCCCCUAAAUCCUACACACUGGACCUUUAUGAAAUGCCUUCUCCUCAGUUAUUUCAAACCAAACCACUAUCUUUUUCUAAACCUAACCGAGUAGUUGUGUUGCCUAAACACCGCAGGAGGUUGCACAGACACACUGAACGCUCAUGUUGCUGGACAUUCGUAUGAAAACAGUCACGAAAAAGCACUAAAAAUAACUUUUCAUAAGAUAAUUAUCCACAGCCUUACUAUUCCUAUUAGGGACCACGGCAGCCUUAUUUGUUCUCUUAUUCUAAUACAGUUUACAAUGGUAUUGACUUAAUUGACCACUGUUUAUACAACCACCUCUCUGACAGAGCUGUGGAACCAAUAUAAAAAGUGACAUUAACGUUUUGUAAUGUGACCAGUAUUAAGAAACAAACUGCUACCUUGCUGUUGUAUUUUGCAGUCCUGAAGGAUUUCCUCCGGCGUCUUUCCUCCCAUGUUUGUCCUUGUGCUCAUCCAAGUCAAACAUCAUAAUGAAGUGAUUCGUUUUCAUACCCUCUGGCACAACAAGUACUGGCUCUUUUUUCACCAGUAAGGUCUCCUAGUUGGAACUCCUUGGUAUAGUGCGUGGGUGUUUUUUGAGCACACUCUUGACAUUGACAAAGGAAAUACAAGAACUAGAAAUUUGUCAAAUAAUUAUCCUAUAAAUAUCUUGGCACUGAUUCUGUUUACCCCCCCC